UGUGGCUUUUCCAGCGCUGGCAUCUCAGUCUUUCUCUCUCUCAGUUCAAACAGCGAAAUGUAUUUUAACUAUAACAAAAAAUACCAAAAGUACUGUAAUUACCAAUAUGACUGGAUAUGGUACAGUACCAAUCAAAUUAUGUCAUUAACAUCUUAUUACAUUACUAAUUAUAUUACAUAUUCGCGACGUGUCUUUAUAUAGCUACCUGUUUUUUUCCGACGGUCGCAUCUUAAUCUUUCUCUCCCUCAGUUCUGCGCGCGGGAAAGCUCUUCCCGCCUCCAGCGCGCGCGUCGAUCUCUGCACCGCUCGGCCCCGCCCCCCUCUGAACUACAUCAGCUGACCCGAACUUCUCUCACCCCAUCAGAAGACACGGAUCAACCUAUAUGAACUCUUCUGCGCUGUCCAUUCAGGGUGCUGUCCCGUCCUCUGCUGGGGGCCUCGGGUGAGCGAGUAAACGGGCGCAUCAGUGAUUUCAUUUGAGUCCAAGCCUAGCUGCAGUUCAUGCUGGAGUAAGACUGAAUUCUUUGUGAAAUCUGUGAAGUGCUGAAGGAUGAUGCCCUGGACAGGCGGUGCUCUAGUUUUCCUCCUGCUGGCUGUGGUCGGAACUGCAGUGUCCAGCAGAGAGCUGCAGUGCUCCAUGUGGCCUGUGGGGGCGCUGCAUCCAGUGCGGGCUCAACUGGAGCGCUUCGAGGCGGGACCAGGUUGUGCGGCCAGAGAGGGUGGAGCUAAAGAGACACAUGUGAUUUCUGUGGGCAAAGCCUCCAACAAACAAGUUACGGUAGUGUUAAGACCUUUGACCAUCUCUCUGCCCAUCAACCGGCCGGUGAUUCUGGUGCUGAGCUCCCGGCAUGCCAUGCAUUGGGUGUUGGAAAAUGAAGGACUGUCGCACAACAUCAAUGUGCUGGUGCAGGUGUCUCUCAACUCCUCGGCCGUCUCUUCGAGCUUGUCCAUCCGCGUGACGCAGGUUCCGUCUCUGCCAUGGCGGCCGCGUGUCCUGCUGCGCUGGAUCCUCCAGCGUCACGCCACCGUCUCGUCUCUCACGCACACUGUGCGUGCAAACCGUGUUUACCUCCGUCUGGGAGAAGAUACCAGCAUGCCGAGUGAGUGCCGUCUGCGUUCUCCAUUUCUGUCCCAAAAUUAUCUGGCCUCAGAGCUGCAGGAGCAGGACAUUCAUGGCUGCGUCCCGUCAGACCAGCCUGCGGAGAUGGAGGUCCACAUCAUCCGCCUCUGGUCCUCAGGAUCCAGCCUGUGCGGCUCUCUGCAGGUGGAGGUGUCUGUCUCUCUGCUGCCUCCAGUGGCUUGUUCAGCGUAUCACAGGGUUGUCCUGAUCCUCAGCAGUGCGGUUCCGGUCAACUGGGCUCUGGUGGCUCCAGAGGUCAAAGGCCACGUCAGGGUCUAUUCGUCCAACAGCGUGAGUCCGCCGUACCGAACUCAAUCCCCCAGCCUCAGCAUGACCAGCACUGUGACUUCUGACCUCCUCAGCACCCCCGACCUUCUAGAAUGGGCCAAUCAGAAUGGCUUUCCCAAAGUGACCUCGUACACUGAGGCCGAUCUGGCCAAUCGCUUUGUCGUCAGGCUAAGAGAAGGUGGAAAAGGAGGGUCAGACACAGAACUGAGGUCUUCAGACGGGCGGCAGGAUGACAUCAUGACAGACAGAAGCAGUGAGGCGCUCAGCUGCCACUGUGAGAGCGGAGCUCUUACUGUUACUGUGGACACACAGAUGCUACAGAUUUUUCCAGUGUCGGCAGUGACCCUGCGAGAUCGCAACUGCCACGGUGAAUUUAAUGGAAGCCAUUUCCUGUUGCUUUUCCCGGUCAUUUCCUGUGGGACGGAGGGAGAAAUGGAUGAAGUGAACAGAAGAGUUCAUUACACAAAUACAGUGAUCCUGUGGAAACGGAAACCAUCCGAGGGUUUGAACAAUGAGACAGGCGGGGAGGUGUUGGACGAGACGAGUCUGAUAGCCAUUCAUAUCAGCUGUGCAUCGUCUCUGAUCACUCCUGUGAGUCCAACAGACAUGACUCCAUCCUCCAGGCCUGAGGAGGCGCUGCGCUUCAGUCCCUGGGUGCCGAGAGGCCCCGCCACUCCAACCCUGUCCAUGGAGCUGUUUGUCACUGAGGCCUACGAGAAGAGAGCCGUGGGGCCCUGCGUGAUCACCGCGAACGACCGCGUCUACGUGCAGAUCUCGGUGGGUUCUGGUGUUGCGGAGGCUGUGGAAGUCCAGUCCUGUCUGGUCUCUCCUCUCUCAGAUCCACAUGCUCACAGUGACUGGUCCAUCAUCAGAGACUCCUGCCCAUCUGACCCGUCCUUCAAACUGAGCCACAGAGAAAGCCAGGAAUCCACAGACAGCACAGGACAUGAUGAAGACGAGGAAGAUGAGAAGAUUGAGAGGAAAGAUGACAGAAGACCGUCGCAGCCACUCUCUCGCAGAAGACAGAUGGCGAGCCGCGGUGGAGACGAGAGAGCGAGACGAAAUAAAGACAAGAGACCUCACAGACUCGGAGCAAGGAGACCUGAAGAACGCAGACGGAAGAGACGGGAGGACGAACGCGAGAGCGCAAACACGCUGCAGUUCAGUUUCAUCCUGCGGCCCGUCUUUAAUAACUCCAUCCAGUUCCUGCACUGCCGGUUACGUCUGUGCACGUCAGCUGAGGGGCCCUCUGGGGCCGCCACUCGGAUCUGCACUGACGGGCCUCAGAUACCUGCUCUCACACACACAACUGCUUCUCAACAGUGUGAGUACAGAAAUCUCUCUCGGCCCGUGUUGGUCACGUAUUCUGCUGGGUUUCUGGCUCCCCCUGCUGGUAAACUUUCUCAAAAGCCUGCUGAGAUGUCGAAACAGACUCCUGCACACAGCGAAACAUACGAGAGUCCAGUCUUAGUGGUCGUGUUCUCUGCGUUUCUGAUGGGUUUGUGUCUGAUGGGAGCGCUGUGGUGCAUUUACAGUCACACAGGGAGGCGUGAUAUGACCCAGAGAGAUGGUAUUAGAGACCACGAGACAGGAGAGCGAAACCCGCCGACACUGAUGGAGCAAACCAGCGGCUUCCACGAGGUGGACUAAAGAUAUCCCUGAUAGCACACGUACAUCACGGAGACGUCUAUUUGACGUCUGCAUUUACAUCUGCACGACGUAUUUUUUAGAGAGUUUGCUCAUCUGCAUGUCUAUGACGUUUCCUAUAAGAUGUCAAAUAGAUGCCUAUUAGAAGUCUUUAAGAUGUUUAUGAUUUAGAAUGCAUGUAAAACUGACAUCUUACAGACGUCUGUCAGAUGUUUGUAAGCAGCAGAUGCUUUCCAGAUAAAGUGAUCUUUAACAGACGUCUUGCAGACGUACGUGUGCUGUCUGGAAUACGACCAUCAAAUUCACAACGUGACAGAAACGAUCAAACUUCAUGUGCUUUCAGUCUGAAUUUGUGUACCACUGUUCUGAGGUGCUUUUAACGUAUUUUACUUGCUGCUUUUGUUGUGCUGCUAAAUUUAACAACGUAAAUGAUGUAAAACUAUUAUAGAUUUGUGUAUAAGAUUUGUGCUCCUUUAAUGUUCAGAAAUUUUUUUUUAUUCUAAUAAUAAUAAGUGUUCUUGAAAUGUUGUUUAAUUGGCCAAAUCUAAAUCAUAUGGGUGUGGUUAACACUCAAAUGCUGGAAGGUCUGAGAAAGUACAUGUUAAGGCCCGUACAUAGUUUAAGCCUAUUAAAAUUGUUAAGGUUUAAUUCCUAAUACAAACAGUAAUUCAGUCUACAAUAUACAUUUGUAUUACACGCAUUCAUGUGACCAUUCAAUUUUAUGCGAUGAUGUGGAAGUUUUGUUACUCUCCCAAUUUACCUGAACAUGUUAGAUAAAAUGGGACACUAGCAUUCAGCGGAAGUGGGACACCCUAUCAAUUAAAAGAUAAUACAUUGCUUAAUGUGAGAAAUUGUUUUGUUUUACAGAAAAGAAGACGGG
Molecule: messenger RNA, 3935 nt
Organism: Cyprinus carpio (common carp)
Lineage: Eukaryota; Metazoa; Chordata; Actinopteri; Cypriniformes; Cyprinidae
Gene: engl
Product: endoglin, like
Exons: 17
Coding region: 551-3058 (835 amino acids)
Source: RefSeq, a predicted model, not a curated record